Molecule: messenger RNA, 2114 nt
Organism: Cygnus olor (mute swan)
Lineage: Eukaryota; Metazoa; Chordata; Aves; Anseriformes; Anatidae
Gene: TDRKH
Product: tudor and KH domain containing
Biological process (GO): spermatogenesis
Molecular function (GO): RNA binding
Source: RefSeq, a predicted model, not a curated record
GGGAGCGGGAGGCGGCGGCGGUCGGGAGCGGAGCGGAGCGGAGCGGGUGCGGCCCCCCCCCACCUCCCCCCCCCCUUCCCCGGUGCCGGUGCCGGUGCCGGUGCCGGGCGGGGCCAUGGCGGCGCGCGGCGGGCUGAGCGCCCUGCAGAAGGCGGCCGUGCUGCUGGGCCUGCCCGCGGGUGCUGCCGUGCUGUACGUCGUGUACCGGCGGUACCGCGAGGGCCGAGAGGAGCGGGCGACCUUCGUGGGCGACGAGGAGCUGGAGGCCGAGGUGCGGGUGCCGCGGGCGGCCGUCAAGGCCCUCAUCGGGCGGAAGGGAGCCACCAUCAGGAAGCUGCGGCAGGAGACGGGGGCGCGCAUCGACGUGGAGGAGGAGGACGAGGCGGGCGAGGAGCGGCUGCUGCUCAUCGCGGGCUCCCCGGGGCAGGUGUGCCGCGCCCAGGCCGCCGUGCGCCGCGUCGUGGCCGACAGCGCCCCGGUGCUGGAGCAGCUCCGCGUGCCCCACACGGCCGUCGGCAGGAUCAUCGGCCGCGGUGGCGAGACGGUGCGGAGCAUCUGCCAGAGCUCGGGGGCCAAGGUGCUGUGCGAGCGCAAGGCCGAGGCCGGCCUGGCCCCGACGCGGCUCAUCCGCCUCUCGGGGACGCGGCAGGAGGUGGCGGCCGCCAAGAAGCUGAUCAUGGAGAAGCUGCUGGAGGACGACGCCUUUCGGAAGGAGCUGGCCCGGGCGGCGGCGGCGCGGGGCCACCGCAAGCAGCCCCUGGGCAGCCGGAGGGAGCCGGAGCUGCUGCCUGGCGGGCCCCCCGAGCACGGGGCUGGGGACGGGGGCAUGCUCGGGGGCGUCGCUGCGCUGCUGGGUGAGGGUCCCUCCGAGGAGCCCGGGGAGGAGAGCGAGGCCCCGGAGGAGCUGGCGGCGGGGGCGGACGUCGUGGUGCCGAAAUUCGAAGUUCCCAGCCCCGAGUUCAGCUUCCCCGCGGCCGACCCCCUCGAGGUUUACGUCUCGGCCGCCGAGAACCCCGACCACUUCUGGGUGCAGCUGGUCGGCGAGCGCAGCCUGCAGCUGGACAAGCUGACGGCCGAGAUGUCGCACUACUACGAGGGCAGCGGCCGCGCGGCGGAGCUGGCGGCCGUGCAGGCGGGGGACAUCGUGGCCGCUCCCUACGGGGACGGCAGCGACUGGUACCGGGCGCGGGUGCUGGGCGCGCUGCCCGGCGGCAGCUGGGACCUGUACUACGUGGACUUCGGGGACAACGGCGAGGCGCCGCCAGCCGCGCUGCGAGCCCUGCGGAGCGAUUUCCUGAGCCUCCCCUUCCAGGCCAUCGAGUGCAGCCUGGCCGGCGUCGUGCCCGCGGGCGCUGAGUGGGCCGAGGCGGCGCUGGACGCCUUCGAGCGCCUGACGCACUGCGCGCGCUGGAAGCCGCUGCUGGCCAGGGUCUGCAGCUACGGCCGGCGGGGGCCCCGCACGUGGCCGCGCGUCUCCCUGCGCGACGAGGACCUCGACGUCGGCGCGGAGCUGGUGCGGCUGGGCCACGCUGCGCCGCGGCCGCGGGAGGAAGAGGAGGAGGGGGAGGAAGAGGAGGCAGCAGGGGAUGAAGCGCUGCGGUGGGGGACGGAGACCCCGGAGGACGGCACCUGCGUGUCCCUCGAGAGCCUCUCGGAGCCCCGGGGCAGCCCCAGCGAGGCGCCCCCCACCCUGGCGCCCCCCACCCCGGCGCCCUCCACCCCGUCCUGCCUCAGCCCCCCAGAAGGCAGCCGCGUGUCUGGCAGCGGCGCCGUCCCGGUGCCAGAGGGGAGCUCCCCGUGACGGCCCCGGGGGCAGGAGGCGGCCGGGCGCCCUCGGGGGUCGGGGUGCCAGCGCCGGAGGAAGCCGUGGUCCAGGGAGAAAUUGGGGCGGCUGGGAACGGUGCGGGCACCCCCGAGGCGCCUCCGCGGGGCAGCGGGGGCUCUCGGCCGCGCUGUCCCGGGCCCGGGGGGAGGUCACGGCCGCCGGCACCACCUCGGGCCCGUCGUUGGCCCCGCUCGGUUGCGUUUUGUUGUUGUCGCCCCAGCCCCGUUCUGCGGCGCGGGGAAAAAAACGGUUCUGGGUUCCUGAGUCAAUAAAGUUCGGUUCUGGGCAA